This is a messenger RNA of Protopterus annectens (West African lungfish), 1134 nucleotides long. RefSeq names its product glucagon family neuropeptides-like. The record is from RefSeq and is a predicted model, not a curated record. Gene Ontology annotation, cellular component: perikaryon; terminal bouton; extracellular region. Gene Ontology annotation, molecular function: neuropeptide hormone activity; growth hormone-releasing hormone activity; peptide hormone receptor binding. Gene Ontology annotation, biological process: adenylate cyclase-activating G protein-coupled receptor signaling pathway; growth hormone secretion; positive regulation of cell population proliferation. The transcript is spliced from 7 exons. Bases 355 to 1134 code for a protein of 259 amino acids. NCBI's taxonomy places the organism in Eukaryota, Metazoa, Chordata, Ceratodontiformes, Protopteridae.
UGAUGAGGAUGAUGAAGGUAAACAGCUGACGUUAUGAAGACAAGUACAUUGCAAGUGGGUUUGGGCUAUAUAAAAAGGUGUUACUAUUGCUUCUAUGAGAGAGAGAGAAGCUCAGAAGGUUUGGAGGCACUGAUGUGUUUGCAGUUAACUGCUCAUAAAACUGUUUCCUGCGUCUCACUACAAGAUUGAUAAAUAUCUGGAAGACUACAGAGAUGACCUGUGUUCUGCAGUGAACAAAGAAGCGACUUUCCAACAUUUUAAGACCUAACAAACAUCGAAGAUUCUCAAAAACUGUUACAGCUCAUUUAAAUACAAGACAGUUUCCCAAGAAGACUCUAACAGUGCACAGUGACAAUGUUGAACAAAGCUGCCUUCCUGGUACUUGUAAGCCUUGCAAUGCAGUCUGUCUGUUCACCUCUCUACCCUGCAUUAAGGUACAAUCAAAAAGUUUCUGGAAAAAUGAUGAACCUGGCAAAAUACAGUCAACCAACACAGGCGGUAGAGCUCUCUUUGGAAAACUAUGACUUCCAAGGUGAUCCAGCAAGGGAAAGGAUGGAAAGACAUGCAGAUGCAAUCUUCACAAAAACGUACAAGGAUGUCCUGAAGCAGAUUUCAAUAAGAAGGGCUUUACAGACAAUUCUGGACAAACAUGGUAGUGACCAAAAAAUAGCCCCGAAGGGAUUGACCAAGCGCAGUUCCAAUGGUGUGUAUACAGACAGCAGCAACUAUGACUACAGACAGCCAACUCUGAUGAAGUACCUGAGCGCAGUGCUAAGCAAUCCAAGCUUUGAAGACAUUCACAGCAAUCAACUUCCUGAGGAAAUUGCCACAAUUCUGCAAGAGGAUUAUGGAAAUGAUCUGGAAGAACAGCUGAAGCUUCCCUUUUAUGCGUCUGCUGCCACUUUCGAUUUCGAUUUCUAUUUCUACACUUUCGAUUUCUAUUUCUACACUUUCGAUUUCUAUUUCUACACACGUUCACAAGCUUUAAUCAGCAUCGACUACCUAUACAGUACCACAAGUACUGAUACAAGUUACAUCACAGAACAAAUACACACUCUUAUAGAACUGCUUAAGUUUCUUAAUUUCCUGCGCAAACUAAAGGAUGAUGAAGUCUGCUUAUGUUCACUUGGAUAA